Messenger RNA from Vespula vulgaris, 2284 nucleotides. RefSeq lists its product as uncharacterized. The record is from RefSeq and is a predicted model, not a curated record. The coding region runs from base 1035 to 1469 and encodes 144 amino acids. The transcript has 2 exons. Lineage: Eukaryota; Metazoa; Arthropoda; Insecta; Hymenoptera; Vespidae.
UUAAAAAUUUGUAUGAAGAAAAAUGGAAACUGAAAUUCGACUGACUCGAUUUAAAAAAUAAAAACGUAUGCAAAAACGAUUAAAGAAGAAGAAAGGGGAAACGAUUAAAGAAAGAAAAAUAUAAGUAGACAGUGACAUCAAUAAAAAAGAAAAAAAAAGAAAAGAAAAUUACAAAGUUUAUAAAGGUAGACAUCGAGAGAGAAAACGAUGUUUCAAGUGUACGGGUACCACCCGUAUGAAUGGAAGGGGUAAAUCAUCAAGGACAAGGAGACACGAUGCUAAGAAGAGUGAGAGGGAAGUUAUAGGAAAGUGAAGUGGUGGGAGGAAAACUAUAGAGAAACGAGAGAGAAAAAGAGAGGGAGAGACAGACAGAGAGAGAUAGAGAGAUCGAUAGGCUAAACAUACGUGCCGUCAACGAGGUCCGCCAGUUUAAAACAAGACGUUCGAGGAGAUCUUACGUUUCUCGUGAUCAUCGAAACUACGUUCUUACCUACGUUGUUUACUAUUCAACUAUUGCAGCAUAGUAACAUAUUAUUGUAACUCCAAUCAAAAAAACAUCAUCGUUAUUCGAAAAUAUCAAAUACGAUAUAAAUAAAAGAAAAUAUACAUAGAAAAUAAUUAUUGUACGAAUUGAAAAAUCUCACAAAACUGUCUUGGCUGGUCUAAUAGACAAAACAAAAAGAUAGAAGAUAUAUUUUUAAAAGAAGAAUAAAAGAGAGAGAGAGAGAGAGAGAGAGAAUAAAAGAAGUUGUUAACUUCGUAACGAUAUCCUUGAGUUAAUAUCAGUAAGAAAUAUGUCAUUGAGUUUACUAUGCUAAUUAUUACAAGCUAAUUGUAAUACUAGAAUAGAGAAAGAGAGAGAACGAAACUCCGAUGUUUGCGAAACUCGGCUUUUAAAAAAUAAAAAAAGAAUAGAAUAGAAUUGUACAUGAUGAACUAACUUCUACUUUGAAGAUUUUCAAAAGAAAACUCAAACAAAAACAAAAGAAAAAGACUAGCAACAAAGAUAUAAAUUUUCCAUAGAAAUAAUAACAAUGGAUCUCGUCUAUAUUCCUGAAGUAUUAACCUACGGAUCGUUUAGAAGCCCAUUAUAUCAAGAUUACGAGCAACCUUGGAACAAGAAUUAUUUUGGUCAUGAACAAUCAUCGAAAAGUCAACGUCUCCAACAAAAACCAUCACAGGAAUAUUAUCAACAAAGAAAACAGAUUACGAAGAACUGUCAUUUGUGUCGUGAAAACAAACGACGAAGUCUUGCUCUUUAUAUAAGGGAAAAAUCACGAAGAAGUUCUUGUCAAGAAAUUCAUGAAGAAAUUGAAGAAAUCGAGGAAGAGGAAAAUAAAACGAUAACGAAUGAAAAAAAAGAAUUAAUUGAUAAAACCCAUGACAGUAAUGUAUCGUUUACUGGAAACGAUCAGAGGUUAUGCGAAACGAAAGAAAAGCUUGCAAAUAAAUGCAUGACACAAGAGUGAAACUCCUUAAGGUAUUUGUGCCGUCCAUUAUGUUCGUAUUAAGAUUUUUUCUUCGCAAAAAAAGGAGAAAGAAAGAGAAAGAAAGUUAAUCAUAUAUGUAGAUAAAAAAAAAGCGUAUUAUUUUCUCAUUUGCAAACUUUUUUCUCUUUAUCUUAUCGUAAAUUUAAAAUAUAAGAUUACAUAACCUUGUCAUUUUCACAUUAUCUUAUUCUUGCAUUGUCAACUAGCUUAUUCAACUAUACACAUACAUACGCGCAUACAUACACACAUUCAUUCAUAUAAAUUAGUUAUAUCAGUUAACAUGAUCAUGUUAAUAUUCUAUACAAAUAUAGAAGCAAUCAUUUUGUGCCAAGUUUAACUUUUUUGUUAUCAUUAAAGUAUUCGAAACGAAACUUCAAAUUUCUCCUAACUAUAAUAUUUGAUGUAGAAUACUAUACAAGACUGAAUGAGUAAUGAUCAGUACAAAUAUGUAAAGUUUUGUCCCUUUUUCGAUGAAUCAUAACAAUUGCAAUCAUCUGAUUACUAUUCUCGACAAUAAUAACGAAUUUAAAAUAGCUAAUAAUUUUUCUACAAUUAUAUAUAUUAUAGUAUCUUGUGGCCAUUUUGAAAUAUUCCAUUAAACUUCUAUUUGUAAGGAAAUUAGAAAAAAUAUCUAAAUUUUUUAUGUAUUCUCGAAGAGUUUUAUAUACAUAUUUCACAUUUUGUGAAAGAAGAAAGAAAAAUAUUUAAUUUUUCGCAUUUAACAUCGUUAUUACAUAUACAAAAAAUUAAAUUUUUAACGACGUAAUUAUAUAAAACUCAUAAUACACCAUAUG